AGCCAAUCGGCUGACGAGCUGCUCUUCUCGAAAACAUGUCGCCCAUGAAGCUGUGUGUUCCAGGUGACAAGCUAUGCAGUGUAGAAGACUGUAUUCCCGGCACAGGGGUGUACCUGCGGCACGGCUACAUAUAUUCCUCACUAGCAGGCUAUGUGCUCAGAAAAAACGAAGGAGAGGAGUUACCAGUGAUCUCAGUUGUCAGGGAAACAGAAACGCAACUACUACCAGAUGUAGGAGCAAUAGUCACCUGUAAGGUGACUAGCAUCAACCCCAGGUUUGCCAAGGUCCACAUCCUUUAUGUAGGCUCCACACCACUGAAAGACCGCUUCCGAGGGACAAUCAGAAAAGAAGAUGUGCGCGCAACAGAGAAAGACAAGGUGGAGACAUACAAAAGCUUCAGACCUGGCGACAUUGUCCUGGCAAAAGUGAUCUCUCUCGGUGACGUGCAGUCUAACUACCUGUUGACAACAGCAGAGAAUGAACUGGGGGUGGUGGUGGCACACAGUGAAUCAGGGGCCCAGAUGGUUCCCAUCAGCUGGUGUGAGAUGCAGUGCCCACGGACGCACACCAAAGAGUUCCGCAAAGUGGCGCGCGUGCAGCCGGAGUAUCUACAGGCCUGAAACUUGAUUCUUCCACAUGGAACACACAGCUUCCCUCCCUCCUUGUUGUCAAGCCUCCCGACUCUUUCCUGAGAGAAUGACUGGACAACGUGCAUAUCGUUGGCUACUUCUGGUUUCAUGUCUUCCUUAAGUGUUUUUUUUUUUUUUUUUAAAUGGCUUUUCCCUCUGCACAUUGUGUCAUCAUUCGAUUGUGCCAGCUAGAAAAACAAACAGAAGUAGCGCCAGAGCAAAUUGUCAGGACGUAUUCUAAAGGGUGUAGUGACAUUUUAAACUAAAUUCAAUGCAUGUGCCAGGAACCGGGGUUAUUUUAAAGUUGCCUUUAAAUUGCCCGAUGGAAACCUGUUUAGAACUGUCUGACUCAGUUCACUCAGCAUGUCACAUUGCAGCUGCCAAACUUUCUAAGUGACCACUAUGUUGAGAAGCUAAAAGCAUCAGAAUUUUGCACGUAGUGAAGAAAGGUCUUCUUCACAGAUGUGGGAUUCACUCAGUUUUGCUAAGUAUUAUAUAAGAUCAUCAUGUCACUAGAAGGAUGAAGCACGUUGCUGGGUGCAUAAAUAUGAGGCUUGGUUAAGACAAGGUCCAGGCUCCAUCUCAUGUAAAGACAAAAAAACUCAAAAACAUGUUGUAACGAGAGAGGUUGUUGUAAAGGGAGCGGCUUUAUUUGGUCUGAAAUAACGGGGAUAUGACCAAAGAGCGCUGCACUUUGAAACCUCUUUUGUAUGAUGUAACGUGUGGGGCUGUAUGUUUGUUUUUUUGUUUUUUUAAUGCCUUGUCCAUAAAAGUGAUAAAAAGAUUCAUUUAGUUGAAAGACAUUUUAAUCUCCGCAGGCUGGUUUGUUGUAGCUCCUUUCCAACUUUUCCAGUCUUAAGUAAGCUGAUGGACACAAUUUAAAAGGGAAAUUAAUGUGAUUUGGAGCCUAACGUUCAAUCAGAAUUACAACAGCUACCAUGCACGGAAUAUUGAAGUACAACAUGUGAUAGUCAAUUUUUUUUUGUCCAGCACAUUAUCAAAAGUAAAAGCUUAUGAGCCUACAGCAAGCAAGCAGUUCCCAUUUUAUCUUUGAAGUAAAGUGUACUUUGAUUUUUCUUAUUCUUCUUUCACUUUACAGAUGUAAUUCAUGUGCAAGAUUGGAAUAAAAUGACUAUCAAAACCA
Molecule: messenger RNA, 1773 nt
Organism: Morone saxatilis (striped sea-bass)
Lineage: Eukaryota; Metazoa; Chordata; Actinopteri; Moronidae
Gene: exosc1
Product: exosome component 1
Exons: 8
Coding region: 36-620 (194 amino acids)
Biological process (GO): RNA processing
Cellular component (GO): nuclear exosome (RNase complex); cytoplasm
Molecular function (GO): RNA binding
Source: RefSeq, a predicted model, not a curated record